Messenger RNA from Lasiodiplodia theobromae, 1560 nucleotides. Its product is annotated as MFS transporter. The record is from RefSeq and is a predicted model, not a curated record. Gene Ontology annotation, molecular function: transmembrane transporter activity. Lineage: Eukaryota; Fungi; Ascomycota; Dothideomycetes; Botryosphaeriales; Botryosphaeriaceae. Bases 1 to 1560 code for a protein of 519 amino acids. Gene Ontology annotation, biological process: transmembrane transport. The transcript is spliced from 3 exons.
AUGGCCUCUCCCACUCCGCCUGAGACACCCCAGUCUCUCAAAUCGCCCAGGGACCUGGAAGCCGGGACCGACGAGCAGACUCGAACCAACAGUUCAGCCUCAAUGCACCACGCUCAGGAGAAUGGUAGCGUGAACGAGAAAGAAACGUCGGCUGAAGAGCCCGCCGACCCCUUCAUCGUCGACUGGGAGCCUACAGACGACGCUAUCAACCCCACGAAAUGGCCAGCCAAACGCAAAUGGACCACGAUCGGCGUCCUCUCGUUCAUAACCCCGCUAGCAUCCUCCAUGUUUGCGCCCGGAGUGCCGCUGGUCAUGCGCGAUUUCGAGACGGGCUCGCAGAUGCUCGCCACGUUCGUUGUAUCAGUCUACGUUCUCGGAUUCGCACUGGGCCCGUUGUUCCUGGCACCGCUGAGCGAAAUCUACGGCCGCAACCCCGUCUACCACGUGUGCAACGUCUUCUUCACCAUCUUCACCGUCUGCUGCGCCGUCUCGCAGAACAUGGGCAUGCUCAUCGUCUUCCGUUUCUUCGCGGGGCUGGCUGGAGUAUCAGUGGUUACGUGCGGCAGCGGCACCAUCUCCGACAUGUUGCCACCAGAGCAGAGAGGAGGUGCCAUGGCCAUCUGGUCCAUGGGCCCACUGCUCGGUCCCAUCAUUGGUCCCAUCGCCGGCGGAUACCUCACUGAAGCGGAGGGCUGGCGCUGGGUAUUCUGGGUCAUCACCAUCGCAUCCGGCCUCAUCACCAUCGUCGCCUGGUUCACGCUCACGGAAACCUACCACCCCGUCCUCCUCGAGCGCAAAGCCGCGCGCCUACGCGCCGAGACAGGCAACCCCGCGUACCGCUCCAAGUUCGCCACGGACGAAACAACCACCCAAAUCUUCAAGCACGCGCUCGCCCGGCCCCUCAAGCUCCUCCUCUUCUCGCCCAUCGUCACGCUCAUGUGCCUGUACAUCGCCAUCGCCUACGGCAUCCUCUACAUCCUCUUCACGACCUUCACCUUCGUCUUCGAAGACCAGUACGGCUUCAACACGUCCGCCGCCGGCCUCACCUACAUCGGGUCGGGCGUCGGCUCGCUGCUCGGCCUCUUCGCCGUCGGCAGCAUGACGGACCGCGUCCUGCAGCGCAAGCUGGCCGCCGGCGGCCGCAUUCGCCCGGAGGACCGCCUGCCGCUGUUCCUGACUGUCCCCGCGGGGCUGGCGCUGCCGGCUGGCCUCUUCCUGUACGGCUGGACCGCCGACAAGCGCGUGCAUUGGAUAGCGCCGAUGAUCGGGACGGGAAUCACGGGGUUCGGCAUGAUUUGCGCGCUGAUUUGCGUGCAGACGUACCUCGUUGACGCGUUUACGCAGCACGCGGCCAGCGUAAAUGCGGCGAAUGCCGUGCUGAGGAGCUUGCUCGGCGCGCUGCUGCCGCUGUGUGGGUUGGAUAUGUACGAUGCGCUGGGGCUGGGGUGGGGGAAUACCCUGUUGGGUUUCCUGGCGUUGCUGUUGGCGCCGGCUAUGUGGUUGUUUUACUUUUAUGGAGAGCGGAUCAGGAAUAGUCCGAGGUCGAGGAGGGAGUUUUGA